Messenger RNA from Anneissia japonica, 1193 nucleotides. RefSeq lists its product as uncharacterized. The record is from RefSeq and is a predicted model, not a curated record. The transcript is spliced from 2 exons. Gene Ontology annotation, molecular function: protein binding. Lineage: Eukaryota; Metazoa; Echinodermata; Crinoidea; Comatulida; Comatulidae. Bases 307 to 1035 code for a protein of 242 amino acids.
UAUACAGUACUAUAGAUGAUUUUGAAUUGUAUUGGUUUUAAAUUUUAUGGAGGAAGUGCUCGCUUUUGUCCACACAACUGAAUAAUAUAAUAUUGGUUGGAAAGCGUUUAGGUGAAUUAUAUUAUCAUGGGAGAGGGUGCAUGACUCAGACUUACUCGAAACGAUAGCAUGUAUUUAGGCAAACCAAUAACUAUGUGGAUGGGUUCCUGGUGGACGACACGAGCAAAAGCGGGCCUACAUGCAUAACUGAUGGGAUAGUAGAGUAAUACGCCCAAACGCGGCUCAGGGCCGUGAAAGGUUGUUGCGAUGGGACCAUCGUUUGUUUUGAACUUAAUUUUGUGUUUAUUAACAUCAAAUUUAAUUCAAAUUGCUACUUCAAUACGCGUAUAUGACGUACAAGCAAAUGAUGCCAAUAUCGGUAGUCAAACGGCGGUUAUAUCGUGGAAAACUGACACCACGACCGAUUCUCUUAACAGCACUAUCCGUGGCUUCCGCAUCGAUGCAAACUACCUCUUUUCAAGAAAGGGGCACGAAAUUCUUGAUCCUGAUAUCAAUAACGCCACUCUGAUGAGGCUGCGCUCGGGUGUAACUUACAGAGCAUGCGUAAUUGUACUUAUUAACAACAUGUUCCGUGGGAAUAAGGAGAUUCAUGACAACAGUGCAUGUGUAAGCUUCACUACCGAUUUCGUUCCCAUAAAUUCCUACUCCUUGACGGCGUUGGGUAUCGCAAUAUGUAUAAUCAUUUUAUUCAUUGUUACGCAAUUGAUUGACUUUUUGUGUCCAAGAGAAGGAUCGAAACAAAUUGAAGAUUUAGAAGAAGGUGACAAAAACGAGUCUAGGAAAAAAUCACAUAAUGUAGCUGAAGAUAGCAAAAGAGAGCCGAGUAGAUCAAACCGAAAGAAGAGGUCUCGCCGGUCGGAUUCCAAGAGAAAACCUCAGACAGACAAGGACAGACAUCAGAAAGGAAUGAAUAAAAAGAAAAACGUGGAUGGAUCGAAAGGCGGAGGAGGAAAGCAUAAAAGCGUCAAAGCAUAGUGCGACACACUUUUUUUUGUAUUCUUAUUAUCAAUAACCUAAAAUUAUAUAUUUUAAUUCCUAACUUUAACUAGAGAGAUAGGCCAAUCUUCCUCAGAUAUAGUUAACGCCUGCAUCAAUCUACACAUUAGCUCAGUGGUGGAGCGGGGGUGGGGGAG